CCAGUGUUUCCUGCAUGCAGAACUUUCCCUAGAUUUAGGUCAGCAUGGACCUAGCUGACCAGCUGUGCCUAACAGGCACACGUAUGACAAAGUGGCCUGGAUUCAGUGAAGAAUUUCAGGCCACUCAUUUGUGGGAUGAAAAUGUAGUGUCUGACCUCAUGCUGAGGUAAUUUGGGCUGUGUAAUGAGUAAAGACAUAUAUAUGGCUAUACACACUAGGUAUAUAUAAGAGGGCUGUAGAUAAGACGUGGUCCAGUGUGGGAAAAGGUGCAUUGUAGAUUUUAAUCUACUAGGAGGAGAGGCCAUUCAGUGUUUGUAAUGGUUCUGCCUGUAUGUCAGCCCAUGCUUGCUGCAACAAGUCCUUAUAAACUUGUGACUUGAAAGCAGCUUCUAGGACAUGGGCAGAGUCACUGUGAACAUAUCUAGGGGAUUCACAAAAUGAAAAAAGGAGAGAAAAAUGCCAAUGCCACCAUGCUGUGAGCUCAGGCCUUUGUCCUCUUCAAGGAACAUGCUAUUCACAAGCAGCUCUUGUUUUUGAUCCAUGUGUUGAGCACAACAUGUCAUCUGGCUAAUAAUAAAUAAUUGUACUUAAACCACCGGUUUCCACAUCAGAAUACCUCCACAGGGUGGACCUCAGAAUGCCUUCAAAGGGUGGACCUCACACCUACACUGAUAAAUAGACAGCAACAGUGCUGGCUGGAUGCCCUGCACUUCCCACAGCUGGCAAAUCCAUGUUCAUAUAGGCUUUCCACCCCUAUCUCCAUGGCCAAGGAAGCUCCAGCUGGGUUCAUUCCCAGUCCCAUGAUGUUGUUUCCAAUGAGUGAAGAUAGGUGCUAGUUAAUUCACUGCCUUUAUAUUUGACAUGGGGCAGUUCCCAGCCAGACUGUCUGCUUGGUAACCACUGUGGCUGCACAAGGUAAAUAACAUUUCAAUGCUGAAGAAUAUUUUAAAUUUGCUAUAGAAGUUUAAAUUUGAGAGGAAACAAGCAGAAAUAUAAAAUGAAAGGAGUGGAUGUGGUGAGAUUGUGGUUCUGUAGCAGACAGAGGUACAGGUGGAGACUGAUCAGCUUGCACUGCUUCUGUGGGGUGGGCUUGCAUUGGGGGGCAGGAGCCUUUUCUAUGUCAAUCUAUGUCUUUCUAUGUCUUGUGACUUAAUCUCCAUCUGGGGCAAUAGGAAGAUCUGAAGAUGCUCACGGGAUCCAGACUAUGGAUCUAUGUUAUUUAUGGAUUCUUAGAGUUCUUUUCCAGCCUAAACUGUUCUGUGUAUUACAUCUGUGUGUCUAUCCCUGGAAAUGUUCAGGGCCAGGCUGGAUGGGACUUUGAGUAACCUGGUCUAGUGGAAGGUGUCCCAUGGCAGGGGGGUUUGUUGGAGCCACAUGACCUCUCAGGUCCUUUCCAAUUCAAGCCAUUUUUAUCUCCAUUUUCCCCAGACCCCAAAUCCAAUCUGUUUCUCCAGCACCCUCUGCCAGCAUCUCCCACUCGGGAGCACUAAGAUUUUGAGAUGCAGUGUUUUGCAUCAAGUGCUCAGUUUCCCUCCUCUUGGCAGGGAUAGGGAAGGACAAAGCAGGCAAAAGCCCAGAGCAUGCACUCAUUAGCUUCUGUCUGCCAACAAGUUGGAAACAUGCAAUGUUAUACGAAAUGUCUGGCUGUUAUAAAAGGCUUUGGUUAAGUAAUCACAUUUCUCUUGCAUAAGUGCUUGUUUUUGGGAGGCUUUAGCCAAUUGGAGGCUGCAGUAGCAGCACACAGGCAGAAAGCAUGUCUAACCUCUGUGAAUUUUCAUUUUUCUUUUAAUAAUAAGUGAUUAUUAAUCUGCUGAGAGUUGUAUGAAAUCUCUUUAGAUAAGGUUAGGAGGCGGAGACUCCCCAGAGCUGCUUGUAGCUGAACCACAGCUGUAAAACGCUGCCAUAAAGCCUGUGUGGAUUGCUAGUAAGAUGGAUGCUCUACAUAAGUUGAAGAUUUUAGUGAUGUUUCUGUCUCUGGCUACUUUCACAAUCAUGGUGAUAAUGAAUGCUGGAAAUGCCACUGGGACUUUCAAAGGUCUGUUCAGAACAACCCCUGGAAACAUCUCAGACAAGUACAGCACUGAUUUCACACCAGCUGGUUGGACUUUCCUCAUCUGGAAUGUCAUCUAUGGCUGGCAGCUUGCCUGGCUUCUCUACGCCUUGUCAGGGAUCUGCCGAAGGAAUGAGCUUGGAUAUGUCUUCAUAAAGCCAGACUUGCUGCCAGUACCUUUUUAUGUGGCGUGGUGUCUGAAUAAUGGCCUCAAUGUUGGAUGGCUCUUUUUGUGGGACCGAGAAUUCCUCCUUCCAGCCCUGGUGUUCCUGGCAAUCCUCUCUCUUACCACAUGUGCCUGCCUGUUUGUGUCCCACCGAGCCUUGAGCAUCCAUUCUUCAUGGUUUGUGAAGGGUCACAAAGCUGAGCUCUGGCUCAUCCGUAUUCUGGUCCAGAACGGGCUGGCACUGUACGUGACGUGGACCAGCAUCGCCACGCUGCUGAACUUCGCCGUUGUGCUGAUCUACAAGUGGAACGUGCCCAACGAGAAAGCAACCACUGCUUCCCUGAGCAUCCUGGCUCUCAGCCUGGUGAUAUGGUUUUAUCUAGAAAACUACUUGCUUGACAAAUAUGUCCGCUAUAACCUCACAGUCUACCCAGUGGUCAUAGCAGCUCUGGCUGGCAGCGCGUUCAGGAACGGCUCAUUUUCAUCCCCACUGACCAACGAUGCUUUUAUAGUUGUUCUGCUGGCACUGACGUGCUUGAUGUUUGCUGUUCGGCUGGGACUAGUCACAUGGAGACACUGGAAGAGACCACUGGAAGCAUCCCGAGGUCCAUCAGGCACAGUGGCCUGAGACCUCUGGCACAUUGUAGCCAACACUUGAAAGGGAGAAAAAAGAAUUGGGCAUGUGCUGGUCCCUCCUUCCUACAUCAAUUUCCUUGUGCUUUUCUCUCUUAUACUCCAUUCCAUAUGCAGAUAUCUCAUGUCUGCAAAUGUUCCCACAUCCUCUCGGAUUAGCUACGCACAACCCUGUCUUGAUUUCCUUUGGUUUUACCCUGGAAAAGUUCAGGGAAAGGUCCUGUGCACUCCUGUGCACCAUUGUGAUGGCUGGGCUGUGGCCCUCUUCUCCUGCCAGUGCAAGGAGGGCUGCCAACAGGCACCCAGCAGGCUUGCACACACAGUUCUGGUUCUUUCCUUGGUAGCUCACUUUCUUUGAAGUGCAGAUCCAAGUGAACUGUCCCUGGAAUUCCAGGGCAGCAGUGGCAGGUCUGUCACUCCCUUGGCCAUCAGUGCUGAGCAUCCUCAAGCCCUGGUGCUGUCAGCAGAUCUCCUGCAGGCAGCCACUGCUCCUUUUCCUGCUUCUCUUCAGUGUGACAGGAACAGAUACUACAAUUUGGUAUCUACCUUUGCAGUUUCAGCUCUGAUGUUUGAUAUUCAAGGGGGAAGGGGGAGUGACUGAAGAUUUCUGACACAAAUGUGUUGCUUUUCCUUGAGCUGUGCACUGCUUGGGCUGGCUGGAUCUCUCACUGGGGGAGGGUUUGUGGCUACUCUGGAAGGAGGCUAGAUGUACAGAUGAGCUGGUACCUGAUGUGGGGUGAAGCCUGAUGCUUCAAAGGAAGCCUGUUUUAAAAAAAUAAAAACAAAAAAUUGAACUGGUAGAGCGAGUUCAACCCCAACAUGCUUUCUCAUGUGGCUUCACCACUUCUGAGUUGGGAUUAGGAAGCCUAAAACUGGAUUGACUGAAUUUUUGGACCACUGCCUCUCCUUCCUGUGCCUAAUCAAGAGAUGGUGGUGCCUCACAGGUGUCUGGAAAGUCUUUGCACCAGGAAGGUGCUUUCAGAUGUUGAGCAUCUUGCAAAACUAUUAACCAAGUUUAAUUCUAAAAUAACAUGUGCUAUUGUUUACAUUUAGCAAAAACCAAAAGCAGUGUAAUGCAAUUCCUCUCAUCAUUCUGCUGUGUUUUUUGUUUUUUUUAAUUUUCAAAUAAAUCAGCUAUUUCCACCACUGCCACUAACUCUGUAAAUCAUCUAAAACAACUGUUCUGGCUCCCACCUCACUCAGGCCCAGGGUUCCAGAGUGAUUCUGGUCCCUUGCUGGGAUCUCAUGGAUGUAGCUGCUUCCACUGAUGAUCAGGCUUAGAGAUGAAGAGUUGGAGGAUGUAGACUGCCAGGUAUGAUUUAAACUCCUUUGUCCAGCACGCUGCUCAUUAAGUUUCUAUUUUAUAAGCUCUGCCUUCCAAGGGCCCAGCUAAUAAAUUCCCAGCAGCCUCUCCAUAA
Messenger RNA from Parus major (Great Tit), 4267 nucleotides. RefSeq lists its product as uncharacterized. Bases 1930 to 2844 code for a protein of 304 amino acids. The transcript has 8 exons. NCBI's taxonomy places the organism in Eukaryota, Metazoa, Chordata, Aves, Passeriformes, Paridae. The record is from RefSeq and is a predicted model, not a curated record.